UUUACAUCUGAGUAUUUGUGGACAUUGAAGGGUGUACGAUCUGAAAAGGCAGUUCUUUUAUUACUGUGUAAUACGGUUCAAUUCAAAUCUUUUGCGUGAUGCGGACACUUCAUACAUUUUAUUGUUGCUUAUAAUCUUCGAGGACAUAUUUCUUGCAUUGGAACAGCUGUAAUCGUUUGUCAUGGAGGCCAGAAGACAAAGACGCAGAUGGGAGUACUGUUGGAUUGCUUUGUGUUUCUCUUUGCUACUGAGCUUCGGGACGCAGGUUUGCGCUCAGAUAAGAUACACAAUUCCAGAGGAAUUGAAGGAGGGAUCCGUUGUCGGACAUGUCGCUAAGGAUUUGGGUCUUGACGUCAGUACCUUAGUAAAUAGAAAGAUCCGUAUUGUGUCUGGGGCAAAGGACGCUCUUUUCCAGGUAAAUCAGAACAAUGGCGUCUUAUAUGUUUAUGGUAAAAUUGAUAGAGAGGAACUGUGUGAUGGAAAUGGCGCGUGCUCGAUUAACCUAAAAAUGGCAGUGGAAGAACCCUUAGAAAUACAUUACGUCGGAGUAGAGAUAACUGAUGUUAAUGACAACCCCCCAACAUUUUCAGAGGACGAGCAGCAUUUUGAAAUUGCGGAACACACACCCACAGGGACACGUUUCCAGAUACAGGCAGCGCGAGAUGCUGAUACAAAAGCUAAUAAUGUCCGUUCAUAUAAACUCAGUCAGAACGAGCAUUUCGAAGUUGAUACAAAAGACAGACAUGAGGAGAAAAUACCGUUUUUAGUUUUAAAGAAAUCACUAGACCGUGAAAACACACCAGAGCAUAGAUUAAUACUGACCGCAAUUGAUGGUGGAAAUCCACCACGAUCAGGAACUCUUAACAUUAUUAUUACUGUACUUGAUAUUAAUGACAAUCGCCCUGUGUUCAGCGAAGACACGUAUUCUGUAACAGUUAGAGAAAAUGCUGCACAAGGCACCGUACUAAUAAGGCUUAACGCAACUGACUUAGACAAGGGCUCAAACGGCGCUGUUGAAUACGCAUUUGGAAGAAAUAUUAAUCGUAAAUUGCAAAGUCUUUUUAAACUUGAUAGUAUAACCGGAGAAAUACAAAUAAAAGGUGAACUGGACUAUGAGGAAACAGAAGUGUUCAAGUUAGACGUGCAGGCAUCUGAUAAAGGACAACCUCCAUUGGCAGCGGAAUCCGUCGUUAUCAUUAAAAUAAUUGAUAUAAAUGACAACGCCCCUGAAAUAGACCUCACGUCUCUGUCUAAUGUAGUUUCCGAGGAUUCUAAACCUGGAACUGUUAUUUCACUAGUCAGUAUCAGCGAUAAAGAUUCAGGGAUCAAUGGAAAAAUAAUAACAACUAUAACUUAUAAUGUACCUUUUGAGCUAAAACCGUCCUUUCAAGAGAAUGUUUAUUCUCUGGUCACAAAAGGUAGAUUAGACCGAGAACUUCAGUCUCAUUACGACAUCACAAUUACAGUCACUGAUUUAGGACAGCCUCCUUUAUCCGCCUUUAAAUCUUUGAGCGUGCAGGUAUCUGACGUAAAUGACAACAAUCCGGAAUUUUCUCAAGAUCCCAUUGAAUUAUAUAUAGUUGAAAAUAACGCUCCUGGUGCGUCCAUAUUUUCUGUGAUUGCAUCCGAUAAAGAUUUGAAUGAAAACGCCAUGAUUACCUAUAAUAUAAUAAGAGGUGAAGGUGCGCAAAAUGACAUGUCCUCGUUCUUAAACAUAAACUCUGAAACAGGCGUUAUUUACGCCUUAAAUCGUUUUGACUUUGAAGUUACGCGAAAGUUCAAAUUCCAAGUUCUUGCAAAGGAUUCAGGAACCCCGUCUCUGAGCAGUAAUGUGACAGUGCACGUGUUCAUUUUGGAUCAGAACGACAAUGCUCCAGUGAUCUUAUAUCCAGUCAGCGCUAACGGUUCUGCUGAGGGUGUGGAGGAGAUUUCCCGCAAUGUGAACGCAGGUCAUUUGGUGACUAAAGUCAGAGCCUAUGACGCAGAUAUUGGAUACAACGGCUGGUUAUUAUUUUCACUGCAGGAAGUUAGUGAUCACAGUCUCUUUAGUUUGGAUCGCUAUACAGGACAGAUAAGAACCCUUCGCUCAUUCACAGAAACAGACGAGGCCCAGCAUAAACUGGUCAUACUGGUGAAAGACAAUGGGAACGUUUCUCUGUCAGCAACAGCGACUGUGAUUGUCAAAGUUGUGGAGCCCAAAGAGGCUUUUGCAGCUUCUGAUGUUACAAACUCAGUAAAAGACGAGGAGGAAAACAACGUGACAUUUUAUUUGAUCAUCACAUUGGGCUCUGUGUCAGUGCUUUUUAUCAUCAGUAUCAUCGUGUUGAUUGUAAUGCAGUGCUCUAAAUCUACUGACUAUUCGUCCAAGUAUUUACAAGAUACGAAUUACGACGGGACUCUGUGUCACAGCAUUCAGUACAGAUCUGGAGACAAACGGUACAUGCUAGUUGGACCCAGAAUGAGUAUCGGCUCUACUCUAGCACCUGGCAGUAAUAGGAAUACUCUAGUGAUACCAGAUCGCAGGAGAAGAGAUUCUGUAGAGAAAUCGACGGCCAUGGAACCUCGGGGACAAAGCCUCAGAUGGGAGUACUGGUGGACAGCUCUGAGUUUUUCUUUGGUUCUAUUCGUCGACCAUCAUGUUUCGGCUCAAAUACGAUAUUCUGUUCCAGAGGAGGUGAAAGAGGGAUAUGUCGUUGGAAAUAUUGCUAAGGAUUUGGGUCUUGAUGCCAGUACUUUGGUGGACAGACGGUUUCGUAUUGUUUCUGGAUCAAAUGACGCAUUCUUUCAGGUAACCCAGCACAAUGGCAUGUUGUAUGUAGAUAAGCAUAUCGACAGAGAAAAUGUAUGUGAGGGAAACAGCGCCUGCUUGAUAAAUUUAAAAACAGUUAUCGAAAAUCCGCUCGAGGUACAUUAUGUGGAAAUCGAAAUAACAGAUGUGAAUGAUCACUCUCCGUCUUUUCACGAUAAGGAUUUCAAUCUAGAAGUGUGGGAAAACGCAGUAACUGGAACACGAUUUGAACUUCAAACUGCUAGAGAUUUAGACGCAGGUGUUAAUUCAGUCCGGCUCUACAAGCUAAGUAAAAACGCACAUUUUGAUUUAGAAAUUAAAGAUAGUGUAUACGGAGACAAAAAUCCCUUUUUAGUACUACAGAAACAACUAGAUAGAGAAACUACUAAAAUGCACAGGUUACUACUGACUGCAAUAGACGGUGGAAAUCCUCCUAAAUCAGGCGUUCUCAAUAUCACGGUCCGUGUUUUGGAUGUAAACGACAACCGUCCAAUAUGCAAUAGUGACACUUUAACUAUAACUCUGCGGGAAAAUUCAAUUAUGGACACCGUAGUGAAAAUAAUCAAUGCAAGCGAUGCAGAUAGUGGUCUAAAUGGUGAAGUGGAAUAUACAUAUGGUAGAAACAUGAAACCUAAAAUACAUGAGAUAUUUCAGUUAGAUCGGACGACUGGUGAAAUACUUGUUAAAGGCUUGAUUGACUUUGAAGAAAACGAUAUAUACAGUUUAAUGAUAAGGGCCUCAGACAAGGGCAUUCCACCUCUCAAUACCGACUGUCAGCUUAUCGUUAAAGUGGAAGACGUGAAUGACAAUAAACCAGAAAUACAAGUAACAUCUCUUUCAAAUGUCGUUUCGGAGGACGCAAAAAUCGGAACGGUUAUUUCUCUCAUAAGCGUAAGUGAUAAAGAUUCCGGAAUUAAUGGCAAAGUAGUGUGUAGCCUCUCGGACAAUGUACCAUUUGAGUUGAAACAGUCCGUUCAGGACAAUAUGUUUUCUCUUGUAACGAAAACACGCUUAGAUCGAGAACGAGUGUCCGAAUAUGAUAUAAAAAUCAUUGCAACAGAUUUGGGUAACCCUCCUCUUUCAGUCUUCAAAUCUAUGCGUGUACAGGUGUCAGAUGUAAAUGACAACAUGCCAGAUUUUUUUGCGAAUUCUCUAGAACUUUACUUACCUGAAAACAAUGCGCCAGGCGCGUCUAUAUUUUUUGUCAAUGCUUUUGACAAAGAUAUUAAUGAAAAUGCUGCAAUAACAUAUCAUAUGAUUAGAGGCGGAGGGACGCAGAAUGAUAUGGCAUCUGCUCUAAACAUAAAUUCUGAGACUGGCGUCAUUUACGCACUGAAGAGUUUUGACUUUGAAACUUUAAAAAAGUUCCAGUUUUACGUGCUCGCUACAGACUCUGGAUCACCGUCUCUAAGCAGUAACGUGACAGUGAACGUUUUUAUUCUGGACCAAAAUGACAAUGUCCCAGUGAUCCUACAUCCUAUCAUGGCCAACGGUUCUGCUGAGGGUGUGGAGGAGAUUCCCCGCAAUGUGAACGCAGGUCAUUUGGUGACUAAAGUCAGAGCCUAUGACGCAGAUAUUGGAUACAACGGCUGGUUAUUAUUUUCACUGCAGGAAGUUAGUGAUCACAGUCUCUUUAGUUUGGAUCGCUAUACAGGACAGAUAAGAACCCUUCGCUCAUUCACAGAAACAGACGAGACCCAGCAUAAACUGGUCAUACUGGUGAAAGACAAUGGGAACAUUUCUAUGUCAGCAACAGCGACUGUGAUUGUCAAAGUUGUGGAGCCCAAAGAGGCUUUUGCAGCUUCUGAUGUUACAAACGCAGUAAAAGACGAGGAGGAAAACAACGUGACAUUUUAUUUGAUCAUCACAUUGGGCUCUGUGUCAGUGCUUUUUAUCAUCAGUAUCAUCGUGCUGGUUGUAAUGCAGUGCUCUAAAUCUACUGACUAUUCGUCCAAAUAUUUACAAGAUACGAAUUACGACGGGACUCUGUGUCACAGCAUUCAGUACAGAUCUGGAGACAAACGGUACAUGCUAGUUGGACCCAGAAUGAGUAUCGGCUCUACUCUAGCACCUGGCAGUAAUAGGAAUACUCUAGUGAUACCAGACCGCAGGAGGAGAGAUUCUGGAGAGAGCACACUCAGGUGGUGUGCGUCUGUGUCUUCACCCACUAGCUGUAAUACACACAACACAUCCACCAGUUUACACUUGCCUAGAGUUCCCAAUACAGACUGGAGAUAUUCUGCAUCGCUCAGAGCAGGAAUGCAAAGUUCAGUCCACAUGGAGGAGUCGUCCGUGAUGCAGGGAGCACAAGGAGUUUUGGUUCAGAACUGGCCCACGGUCUCCAGUGCUGCCGAUAAUGAGGGUGGAGAGGUCUCCCCUCCCAUAGGCACUGCAGUGGACAGUAACAGUUGGCAUUUCCGGUACGGUCCUGGUCCAGGGGGUCCUCCUCCGCACCUGAAACCGGGCGAGGUCCCUCCUGAAGCCUUCAUCAUUCCCGGUUCUCCGGCGAUUAUCUCCAUCCGACAAGGACAAGAUGGCGACGACAAGAGCGACUUUAUUUCCUUCGGAAAAAAGGAUGAAAAGAAGAAGAAGAAAAAGAAGAAGGAAAAGAAGGACAAACGGGAGAAAGGGAAGGAUGACGACGAUUAGAGAGAGGGGAAGAAAAUUCAACAGAGUUCUUAACAUCAGUCUGGAUGAGAACACAAACGUCUACUUAAUAAUCAGAAAAUUGUGCUUACAUUUUUUUUUAGCAUGUUUC
Messenger RNA from Triplophysa rosa, 5546 nucleotides. RefSeq names its product protocadherin alpha-C2-like. Gene Ontology annotation, cellular component: plasma membrane. Gene Ontology annotation, biological process: homophilic cell-cell adhesion. Gene Ontology annotation, molecular function: calcium ion binding. The transcript is spliced from 7 exons. The record is from RefSeq and is a predicted model, not a curated record. The coding region runs from base 182 to 5437 and encodes 1751 amino acids. Lineage: Eukaryota; Metazoa; Chordata; Actinopteri; Cypriniformes; Nemacheilidae.